GCAUAUUUUCACUUCAAAAGUUACACACUAAUUUUAAAAAUAUUUGUUGUGUUAUUUAAAAAACCUUUGAGACACAAAUAUUUUUUAAAAUUCUAAUCGGAAGAAAGUACUGAGAUUUACGCGUGGCCUACUUUUCGAACGCAUUACGUCCUCCAUUCAGUCACAGUUUCGUAAAAUGUAGCCGUGAAUUUAUUAUUGUUUUUAUUCUAAAAGUGCGUAAUUUGUGCUUUCGAGUUAUAUUUUACAUUCAUCUGGACGAUUAAUAAUAAUCUGCAACCAUGUCGACUUUUAUGAGUUCACGGAAGGAAAUAUUGAUUACUGGAAAAUAUAAGGUGUUGAAAAAAAUUGGCGGAGGAUCGUUUGGUGAUAUUUAUUUAGCGAUCAACAUCGCGAGUGGCGAGGAGGUAGCAGUGAAGGUAGAAUCUAUAAAAGCGCGACACCCCCAACUUCUCUAUGAGAGCAGAGUGUAUAAGAUGCUCCAAGGGGGCAUCGGCAUACCACACAUAAGAUGGUACGGCUACGAAAAGGACCACAACAUCCUGGUGAUGGACCUCCUUGGUCCAUCACUGGAGGACCUCUUCAACUUCUGCUCGCGCCAGUUCACCAUCAAGACUGUUCUUAUGCUGGCAGAUCAAAUGCUCGGGCGCGUGGAGUUCAUCCACUGCAAGUGCUUCAUCCACCGUGACAUCAAGCCGGAUAACUUCCUGAUGGGCAUCGGCCGCCAUUGCAACAAGCUCUAUAUGAUCGACUUCGGUCUCGCCAAGAAGUUCCGGGACCUCCGCACGCGUGCCCACAUCUCAUAUCGCGAGGAUAAGAAUCUUACUGGCACGGCUCGGUACGCAUCGAUAAACGCCCACCUCGGAAUCGAACAGUCGCGGCGGGACGACAUGGAGUCUCUUGGAUACGUGCUCAUGUAUUUCAACAGAGGCUCGCUGCCGUGGCAAGGCCUGAAGGCGAUCACCAAAAAGCAGAAGUACGAGCGGAUCAGCGAGAAAAAGAUGUCUACGCCCGUUGAGGUGCUCUGUAAGGGAUUCCCGGCCGAGUUUGCGAUGUAUUUAAAUUACUGCCGUGGACUGACCUUCGACGAGGCUCCUGAUUACAUGUAUCUAAGACAGCUGUUCCGCAUCCUAUUCCGCACGAUGAACUACCAGUACGACUACACGUUCGACUGGACGAUCCUGCGCCAGCGCAAGCAGCACAUGGAGGCCGGCGCCGCGCCCGCCGACCGCCGCUCGCCCUCCGUGCAGCGCCGCGCCCAGCAGCAGCCCUCGCAGCCGCCGCCCAACAACGAGGUCAAAUCCGUGCACGUAACGAACGACUCAGCGGCCAAUAACAAACAGCCGGUCAAAGGCCACCAGUCCGUCAGUCAGCUCAAGAAGAAACUCACAGCGAUAUCAUAAACAUACAGUCUCCCAAACACCUCCCAUGUCACCUGAAUAUGCACCAUGUUCAUAGAAAAUGAGUGGUAACGCCUGUACAUAACAUACCAUCCUCCCAUAAAAUACUCCCCUCAAUGGUGUUUUUAAAAACUUUUUAUAUGGACUUCAUAAUGUCUCGUUUAGUUUGUCGAAGGCACGAUUUCAAAUUGUACCAUAUCGUAGUUUUGUACUGUAUAAUAUGUCUCUAGUAUGAAAUCAAUGUAUUGUGUUUAUAAACAUCGUAUCGAGCGGUAUUUGUGGUAUUGUUUACAAUUGAUAAGUUGAACUUUAAGUAACAAAUUGCGAGGUACGCGUGACCGAGUGUGACUCAUGCCACGGUCACGCACAUCUACUCGUUCAUUGUCAAGAAAUAUACUCACAAAAAUAAAAAGUUUAUAUUUUUUUAACAUAAAGUCGUCAAAAACAUGACACAAAAUAAAAUAACGUAAAAUGUGAUACGAAAAUUCGAGUUUUUCUUUAUAAUUCAAUCGAUUGACAA
Messenger RNA from Helicoverpa armigera (cotton bollworm), 1917 nucleotides. Its product is annotated as casein kinase I. Gene Ontology annotation, cellular component: cytoplasm; nucleus. Gene Ontology annotation, biological process: negative regulation of canonical Wnt signaling pathway; peptidyl-serine phosphorylation; signal transduction. The transcript has 9 exons. Bases 279 to 1400 code for a protein of 373 amino acids. NCBI's taxonomy places the organism in Eukaryota, Metazoa, Arthropoda, Insecta, Lepidoptera, Noctuidae. The record is from RefSeq and is a predicted model, not a curated record. Gene Ontology annotation, molecular function: protein serine/threonine kinase activity; ATP binding.